AAAAGAAGCAAACUGUCGAAACAGAAGUAUAAAUCACGAUUAUGGCACUGCUAUCCAAUGGUGCUUCUUCGAUGCAGAUAACAGCACAGGCGGCCAACGGUGGUCCGAACGGUGGUGGCCCCGAUGGCGCAGGAGACUUCAACUCCAACGAUCAUAUCUUCUUUUCAAGUCUAUUUAACGCGUUGCCGUGCUGGGAUGCACCUCACAAAACGAGCUCGGGACCGGUUAUGGUUCCACAAAGCAAUAACAACACUUCGCUGGAUCGUGAUAGCAUAAGUAUUACGGAGGAUAUAUUAUUCACCAAUGUUUUGGGUGCAAUCGGUACGGGCAGUAGCAGUAGCGGCAGUGGAAGUGGCGUACCGCUUGGAAUGGGCCAUGUCGGUAUCAUCGGUUCAUCAUCCAAUGGUCCAAACAGUGGCGGGCACCUCGCACAUAUGGCAACCGCUUCGAAUGAACUUUUCGGUGUAAUAGGGUCCACAAGUACGAGCCAUACCCAGCUUACCCCGGGUACUUCACCACAAACCAACUCAUCCAACGGCAGCCAUUGUCCCUCGUCCGUAGGAGCCAUCUGUGGGCGAUGUGACACACAUGCCUCAAGUCGCUGCCUUGAUUGCAACGAUGUGUUGUGUGAGGACUGUACACUGCUGCACGCAAAGAAUGCCUUUACGAAGGAUCACUGCAUGAUUUCGAUCAAUACAAUCUCACCUAUCGGUUCGGCACCGUGCAUGAUGCAAGGAAACGGCCUUGCUAGUAGUAACGGUGGCGGAUCCUCAAAUGGACCCAUUUCAGGAGUCGCAUUGUCCGAACCACAUUGUGAUGUACAUGGGGAAGUUUUGCGCUACCUUUGCGAAUCCUGCAAGAAGGUCGUUUGUCAAGAGUGCACCCUUUGGGACCACAAGGAUCAUUCGUGCAUUCCGGUGGCAAACAUUUCGCACGGUGCGUCUGAAAAGAUCAUGUCGAUUCUGGAAAGUGGGAAGUUGGGUACCAAAUACAUCAAAGCCAGUAUUGAUCGUGCCGUCACGUAUUCUCAAGCCGUGGAAAGGGAUGCAAUGGAAGCGUCGGCUCGCAUACGUAAAGCGAUGCGCCACUUUAUUCUAGCCGCAGAAGAUCGCGAACGCACACUGCUGGACCGGGUGGACAAAUUUCGUCAACAGAAGCUAACUUCCCUGUCCGAUCAGAUGGCUGGUUUACGUGCCGCCCUGGCAGGGUUAUCUCAGACGUCCGAUAUGCUAACGAAGGCCCUGGACUCCGUAUCGGUGAUGGGCAGCAUGGAGAUUGCGAAGACGCUCACAACGGGCGAAAGCCAGAUGGAACAAUUUGCGGCUAUGUAUAAGAAUUUGCAGCCGAAGGAAGAAUUUAUCACAUUCGUGGCUCCAAACUUUGAGCUGCUGCAGGAAAUUAGAAUGCAGGGUGAUGUGAUGCUGGUUGGUCAACGCAGUAACUCCGUGUCGUCGAAUAGCUCUGGCAAUGCGAGUAUACAGGGUCAGACGGGACCGAAUUGCGGGGGUGGUAUUAAUGCGAACAAUGGUGUCGGUGGAGUAGGUGUAGUGGGAUCGAUCGGAAACAUUCUAACACGGCGCCCAAUUGUUCGCAGUACCACACCAGCGCAACGCAUCGGAUCAUCAACGUGGGAACCGAUGGGGAAAGGACCCGGUGGUGGUUCAUCCGUUCUAGGGUCCUCUCCGACGUCCUUCGGUAUCGGUCCAAUCCCUGGGGCUCCGAUACUCGGGCAGUGCAUUCCUGGUUGCAACAAUCAUGUAGCAGCUAAGUCAGCCGUUGGUCCUAGCCUCACGUUCGGUUUCGAUGGUCAUGAGGAUGGACAGGUAUCGCGUCCUUGGGGUAUCACCGUUGACAAAGACGGACAGAUACUAGUAGCUGAUCGGCGCAAUAAUCGUGUGCAAAUUUUCUACCCCGAUGGUAUGUUUAAGCUAAAGUUCGGCUCAAAGGGUACGGCAAAUGGUCAGUUUGAUCUGCCUGCGGGUAUCUGUACGGACGGACAGGGACGCAUCAUUGUGGUCGAUAAGGACAACCAUCGAGUGCAGGUAUUUUCGGCUGGUGGACUGUUUCUCCUCAAGUUCGGCAGCUACGGGAAGGAAUGUGGCCAGUUCCAGUAUCCGUGGGAUGUAGCAGUGAAUACAAAGGGUGAAAUUUUAGUGACAGACUCGCGGAACCAUCGGAUUCAGCUGUUUAGCCCUGAUGGUCUAUUCAUUUCGCGCUACAGCUUCGAUGGGGUGAAUCACAGCCGAUAUUUGAAAGGCCUGACGACUCCGCGUGGGGCUUGCUUCACACCGCAAGGAGAUAUCAUCAUUUCAGACUUUGAAAACCAUCGUCUGCUGCUAAUCGAUGCAACACUUUCAAAGGUACUUGCUGCAAAAGGACACGAAGGUUCAGCAGUACACGAGUUUAGUCGACCAUCGGGCAUUUGCUGUGAUGAUGAUGGACGGGUGAUUGUUGCUGAUUCUAAAAAUCAACGAGUACUGGUGUUUUCACCUCAGUUAGAGUUUCUCUGGGCGGUGGAAAUACGUCCAUCGUCGAAUGGUUUACUAGCUAUUGGCAUGGACGAAAAAGAUCGUCCCAGCGACGUCGCGUUGUUGCCAGAUGGUCGUCUUGUAGUCAUGGUUGAAACAUCACCGGAUGCACGUGAUCAGUGUAGUCCGCAAAAAACAUUCAUUCAAAUUUACUAA
Molecule: messenger RNA, 2684 nt
Organism: Anopheles marshallii
Lineage: Eukaryota; Metazoa; Arthropoda; Insecta; Diptera; Culicidae
Gene: wech
Product: protein wech
Exons: 5
Coding region: 42-2684 (880 amino acids)
Biological process (GO): protein polyubiquitination; proteasome-mediated ubiquitin-dependent protein catabolic process
Molecular function (GO): protein binding; ubiquitin protein ligase activity; zinc ion binding
Source: RefSeq, a predicted model, not a curated record